Messenger RNA from Cylicocyclus nassatus, 1762 nucleotides. The record is from the annotation of a GenBank genome assembly. NCBI's taxonomy places the organism in Eukaryota, Metazoa, Nematoda, Chromadorea, Rhabditida, Strongylidae.
AUGAAGAGCAGAGCACUUUAUGAAAAUGGGGGAGGCAACUUCACGCAUUUUCACUUCCUAGUUUUUGCACGGCUGACGAAUUUCCUUCAGGUUUUGCGUCGUUUCCGCUCGGUUUGCCGAAACAAACUCGAUUAUCACACAUGCUUUCGGUUUCUCAUCUUGCAGCAGUCGGUGAUGUGGAAUGAGUUAUUCGAACACAUAUCAAGAUUACCUUAAAGAUCUUCCUAUGGAGAUUGGACGAAGGUUUUAUCCACCACCUGCUAUAAACUUGCCAACAUUACCCCUACCUCAACCACUCAAAGACGUUCAGUAUGCUUUUCUUGCUGAGAAACGCGCUCGUCAGCAAUAUGACGAAGCGAAUGCUCCUCCAGAAGCCAAGCCAGAUCCUCCGCCUCGAACUCAUGUGAAUGGUGUUGUUACUACAAAUUCUCAAACUUCUUCCUCUACGUCAUUGACCAAUGAAGUUCUCCAACCAUGUGCACCCCCUCCAGCUACCGCAUCUCAACCGAAACCACAACAAUCUGCAAUGAAAGAUGUGAAUUUCCAAGAAUUCGAAAAUCGUGGUACAGUGUUUGAUGAGCUGGAGUGGAGCACCAUCGAUGACAAAGAGGCCUUGAGUCAAAUUCUGGGCAAUGUAAGUCUGAACUCUCGUCCAGAAUCAACUUCAUCGGUGAGUUCUCUUCCUGUCGUCACCGAGGCAAGUUUGAAACCUCUGCAUUCUUUGACAAAUGGAGGCAAAUCGGCUACGCUUUCGUCUAUACCACCCUAUCCGGUUUUGGAUUUUGGAUUCUCGCGUUCGCGAUCUGAAGAGCCAGCUGUCACUCUCAGUGCAACGGGUGCCAUUGGCAGAGCUGUUUUCAGUAAACCAGUAAAUUCCGUGCCACCUCCUGUUAACCAUGUUACACAUUCUACGUCAACUCGCCAUGACUCACCUUUGCGAGUUCGUCUUCUCACCAAAGGCUAUCGAGAAAACCUAGUGAGCGUAGCGAUGGAACGACUACCCAGGGAACGGCUUCCACAUAUCGAAUAUUAUAUGAAAGGCAUGAGUAUCCUGGAAAAGAAAGGUGUCGAUGUGGCAAUGACGGUAAAAUUCCUGCUGGAUAGCAGUUUGACGGAUAAACAGGCUGUCAUCCAACGUGCGCACACAGCCGAGCAGCUGAUUGGUAUGGGAUUCACUGCUGAGCAAGUGUUCCCGGCUCUUUUGAAAAGCCAAGGAGAUCGCGUCAAAGCUUUGGAUACCCUGCUUGGAUCCCGUUGAAGUCAUUCUUCUCAGAAAUUCCUUACGAAAACUAGCUUCUGUACUCACACGGGUGCUAAACGUAGUAAAUUUAUUUGGUCAAAUUGAGGGUCAAUUCAAAUUUGUUGAAAAACUCCAAAUAUAAAGCUACAGGCUGCUUAUCAGUGCUUACAUUAUUCUUUCUUGAAAUUUCGAUGCCCUAAUUCCAGGAGCUUUUUACUUUUGCCUUUUUUGCGAUAUGAUUACGUGUCUCAAGCGUUAAUUACUCUUACAGUAAUGCCUCCAUUCUUCCAAAGUAUAGUGCCGAGUACAUGUUAUAUUGCGAUUUAGUACUUUUUCUGUCUUUUCGCUUUUCGGUAAGGUGAAACUUUCACAUUUUCUAGGUACUAGACCCUUUAGAAGAUCCUUAUCAAUCGCUUCAUCUCAAUCUCGAAGCGUUAAGGAAUUGUACUUAUUGAUUUAUUGAUUUUCUUUGCUGUGAUUUCCAUUCUUGCUUGCAGAAGAUAUCGGCUUUGUUUACGCCAU